Molecule: messenger RNA, 3359 nt
Organism: Verruconis gallopava
Lineage: Eukaryota; Fungi; Ascomycota; Dothideomycetes; Venturiales; Sympoventuriaceae
Exons: 3
Coding region: 107-2293 (728 amino acids)
Biological process (GO): regulation of DNA-templated transcription
Cellular component (GO): nucleus
Molecular function (GO): DNA-binding transcription factor activity, RNA polymerase II-specific; transcription cis-regulatory region binding; zinc ion binding
Source: RefSeq, a predicted model, not a curated record
GGUAUCUCCAAGCCUGGGGAUUCUCCACUCCCUCAAACUGAGAUGAGGAAAGGUUACCUUUAUUUUGCUGAGCUUGUCUAAACUAAGGAUUUGUCGAUGUUCUACGAUGGAGGGAACUCCGCAGCCGGCGACGGCUCCUGCGGGGACGAAAGGUAUCGCGGUGAUGGCAUGUGACGCUUGCCGACGCUUGAAGAUGCGUUGUGUCGGGGCUUUGAAUCCUCCAUGCGAGCGUUGUGCGAAAGCUAAACGGCCAUGUGUUAUUUCACAGCGACAUCGAGCCCAUCCGGUGCAUGGACGUGGAUCCAGCGUGCUCGUUUUUCACGACUCAGCAAAGCAUUCAUCAGAUGAGUCUGCGAGCAAUGACACUGCGCACGUACAUAGGCGUGAAUACUUGCGGCCUGAAAAUUCUUUCAUCUCCGCAUCUGAACGAGACUGUGCGAUUAGAUCGAGCACAUCUUCUGAGGAGAGUAAGAAUCCGUCAUCACUGUCCAAACCUGCAGUCGAUACAACCCACAAUGUUGAAAUCCACCAACCUCGUCAAUUCGCAUUACCUUCAGUGUACUCCGUAACUCCUUUCGUGGAAGCAGACCUUGAAUCAGCAUACAUGAAUGAGAGCUGCGUUGAGCGGAGCAGUCGAAGCAGCCAUGAAGCGCGAUCAUCAGUCUCUACUUCAAGCCCGUAUGGAGGCAGCACUCAGACCGACGAUGGCUCUCUCACAGCCUUGGAAAGAGAUAUAUAUCAUCUUGUGGACUUCUUCCACAGCAAAAUGGCCAUGCAAACGCCAGUUUUCUUGCCAGAUGAUUUCAAAGACAAAAGAAGCAUGAUACGUCAUCGAAGACCGCUCGCUGUCUGCAUCGCUUUCGUAACUGCCCGUUUUGUCCCUGGUUGUCGAUCAUUACGAAUUCAACUUACUCCCGAUGUGCUAAACAUCCUCAAAAUGGCGUGGGACCGCAUCAAUGAGAAUGAAGAGGAGCAAAGGACUCUUUUUCAGGCCUUUGCUAUUCUUUCUACGUAUGCAAGCCCGUCUGAUGCUCAGACCUCUGAGAGUGGAGCAGCCAGAUACGGCGAGCUCAGUCCGUUAGCGCUUAGAUCGGUCAUAGAAACGUUCGCCUUGCGUAUAUCACUUCACCGAUCUUGGGACCAGGUUUCAUGUUUACGAUUCAAAAGUCCUAGCGAUGCUCUUGCUAGUGUGCCGUUUCGCCGUUAUCUUCUAUGGCUCUGGCUGUACACAAUGUCACAUCACGGAAGUUUGCUAAUGCGUACACCGCCCACAAUUCGAGAAGACGCGUCAAUACGAUCGGCCCCGGAAAUACUUAGCAGUCUCAAAGAAGAGUACCUGAUCAAGCGUAUACUUGCAGAAGUUGAGCUUUGUUUACUUUGGAGCCAAGCUGGCACCCGACACCAUGAACUUGGUGAAUGGUGGGUAUCACCUCAGACCGGUGGCGCGAUUGAUUCUCGGCUGGAAGCACUACGAGCAUUGGAUGCCGCUCUGGUAUCAUGGAGCGAACGAUGGGGUCUUGUUGAAAAAGACGACAGCGUCGUACUCCCCAUCAAUAGUUUACAGCGCACAUCUAUCGACUUCCACUACCGAUUCAAAAGGUUCAGCGUAGCAACAUAUGUUACUCGAUUCUUCCACCUUUCAACUAUUGAGCAGCGGUCCGAUCAGAGCCGCGAUCAAUCCCCAACACCACCUACCAUCAUGAUGAUCGAACUUCUUCUCCAGACGAUGCAAGCUGCAAUGUCGCUUUGCACCUUGCCAUUGGAGCUAAGUCCGAUACAGAAGGAUAUCGCAAGAUAUAUUCCUCACCUCGCUUUCGCGAUGCUAGCAUUCCCUUGUUAUUUUGUAAUGCGUGCAGCAGAAGUACCUGGCAUACCAAUCGCUACGGUACGUGAAUACUUCAUUGAUAUUAAGAGAGUUGCAGACGUGUUCUGCGAAAUGGCCGCGGAUGAAUACCACUGCGCAUCAAUCUAUGGUAAGGCCAUAUUAGAAGAGCUCGCGAGAACGGAGCGAAGCCUCCAAAGUAAGCAAAGUUCGACUCAGUUCCGAAACUCACAAGUUCGUCCUCACACUCCCGCGCAAGUCCACCAAAACUCGAUGCAGCCGCCAAGCUUGGAUCACACAGUCUACUCAGCGACGUCAGACAGCACUACUCAAACUGACAAUAUGGAUUUCACUCCAGAAGCAUCGAGCAUGUUCAACUGGCAGUCAUUAAGUGCUUUGAACUCACCGAAUCAAUAUUCUGGAAUUGGAGGUAUCGAGGGCUGGUUUUUGAACAAUUUUUGGGAUCCUUGAACUGUGCUCGAGACACUCAAAGGAACUUGAGCAAACACCAAGCUAACUCUUCGCAUAAACCGACGAAGCAGCACGGAACAUUUUUGACAAACGACAGCUCAAGCUCACAAAUGUACAUUUGCGGACCGACCUCUCUGCUCAAGCUGGAAUGUUGUAGAUUACGCCCACCUUUCGAAGAUCGAAUUCUUCAAAACUUACAAUCGCGUCUCUCCACGUAACGACUUUUUCUACUAGGUAGAGAUCUACUCAGCCUCACCUAGUUUAUCAACACUUCACCCCAGAAAUUGGGUGGGACGGGAAAUCUAUCUCGGCUUGAGGUUUGUAGUUGAAGUACAUUUGAAUUUGACUAAGUAGCCCGCCCGCGACUUUUUGCGCGUUUCCCUUAUUUUUGGAUUUCACGGCGUAGCCGAGGACUUGAACGAGAUGUACCAUAGGAAAGAAGAUUUGGCUAAGCCAUGGUUUUUAGCCGAGCUUGAUGGGUCCGGCGAUGUCGUCUCUUUUCGUAAAAUCUAAUGGGGCUGAAACCACCAUGCUACCUAAGGCUACUUUUUUUAAACUUGUAAGUCAUGAAUGACGUUAGAUUGUAUAGUGAUAUAUUGGCUUAUUAGGUUAGUGUCUACUCCGUCGUUACAUCAAAGUACUUGUGAGAGCGAUCGUACCCUUUUGGGUGAUGUCGCAACAGAUACUGUAGACAUAGCUUCCGUCUGUUCACUAGUUACGUUAUUCAAAAGGUUCAGGGAAAGGUAUCAAACAACUGAUGAAGCUGUACGAGGGCCUACAAAGUUACUUUAUGAUGCAAAGGGGGUUUUGAUGCAUAUGAAAAUUGACACAACGUGUCUGGUGGCGAAUUAGCCAUGUGGAUGCUGAAGAUUCUCGGGAUAUUCCGAGUAGCUUUUCUAGACUUGUGAUGACCUGGUAUAGCGAAGUCUCUGCCGAUACCACAUGCCUGGGGACAUCCCUCGCUCCAAAUGAUGACAUCUGUGCCGAAAGUCAGGCCGCUUGUUCGAUGAUGUACAAAGGACACUUCUCCAAUUGUACCAGAAAUGUGUUACAACAAUGAAAAAAU